AAACAAGAUGGCCGCCAUGGAUCACGUGUCUUCACCAGCAGCCUCAGCCAUGCAGCAACCAGCCAUUUCCUCCCCCAUGGCGCCUCCUACCGAGUUUGGGCACCAGGAGAGAGGCCAGAGGAACAGCACUGCCCUUGAGGAACCCCUAGGGAAGCAGGGCGAAGGGGGGGAGGGGGUAGGGAAGCAGCAGCAGCAGCAACAGGAGGGGCAGCAGGAGUGGGAAGCCUCGUCACAGCCUCAGGUGGAAGGUGGAGAGCAGAAGGAGGUGGAGGAGGUGUUUAACCCUGAGGAGUAUUGGAGAGUGGUGAGUGGGAACAUGGUGUCAGCGCUGCAGGAGGCAGUGAAGGACGGGCAGCAGGGGUGGCAGCAGCUCUGUGGCAAGGAGCAGCUGUGUCUGUCGCGCCUGCAGGAUCUGUGCAAGGCCGCCCACAGUUUGAAUAUUAGUUUCCAUAAUCAGCGGGACAGCCUCCAUUCAACCGUCCUCAGCAUGGCGUCGUCCUUCAAGAAGUAACACCACAGCCACAACACCACGGCAGCCACAGCAGAGUUGCCACAUCAGGACGCUGGGGUGUCACACAAGCCUACCACACACUUGUCACUUCACCACAUUUUACGGAGGAGUUUUACCACACCACACCACACCACAACAUGCCACACCACAACACGCCACAACACACCACACAGCCACAUAUAACCAAAUUUCUUUAUCAUUUACCACAGUCUACCACACCACACAGUCGCCACACUUCUCUCCUUCAUCAACCACAGCCGUUACCUCACCACCACACCACAGUACCACCACACUACCAAAAAUCUCUCUCUCUCAUAUCACCUACAGUCAUAUUUCUACCACACCACACCAACACAUAACCACUUCAAUUCUCCACUUUCUCAACCACCACCACUGUGACUAAAUACCUCCCAAUUAACCACACUCCACCACAGCCAAAUCCUCACCCUCCACAAAACACACACACGCACACACACACAGACACACAGACAGACAGACAUGCAGUAACAGGUGAAAUAUUUGAUCACCUCGUUAGCCAUUUUGUGACCUGGCUUGUGACCUUUGAUAAUCAUGGUUUGAUUAUUAUUAUUAUUAUUAUUAUUAUUAUUAUUAUUAUUAUUAUUAUUAUUAUUAUUAUUAUUAUUGUUCUAGGACUUAAUGAAUUGAAGUUUGUAUGGAUUUUUUUUUUAUUUAUUUAUUUUUAUUUUUUUUUGGUUUGGUUUGGUAACAAUGGAGGAAAAUAAUGGUUAGGUUUUCUUUUCUUUUUUUUCUUUUCUUACUUUCCUGUUUCCUGUUUUUUUUUUUUUAUUUAUUCGUUAUAUUUUUUUUUUAUAUAUUCAUUGUCAUCUUAUUUUUCUUCCUUUCUUUCCUUGUACUACCUGAAUGGAUUAUUAUUGUUAUUAUUAUUAUUUUUAUUACCAUUAUUUCCUUGUUUCUGUUUACGUUACCGGCAAUAAACGACUCGCAAUUAUUACUA
This is a messenger RNA of Scylla paramamosain (green mud crab), 1487 nucleotides long. RefSeq lists its product as uncharacterized. The record is from RefSeq and is a predicted model, not a curated record. Bases 8 to 511 code for a protein of 167 amino acids. Lineage: Eukaryota; Metazoa; Arthropoda; Malacostraca; Decapoda; Portunidae. The transcript has 4 exons.